AGAAGUUUCCAGGAAAUGUGUCCCAUGAAAUAUGGAGCUUUUGAUGCUUUGUGUUUGGAUUUUAUCCUCUGUUAUAUUUUGUGUCUUCACUUUGCAGGCCUGACUGGCUACAGUAUUGCCAAGAGGUUUUCCCUGGCAAAUCCCUCUAUGCACCUUCCCUCCAAGCCAUUGCCUCCGAUCCAGAAGAGCUCUCCUUCUAUCAAGCCAAGCAAGAUAUUGAGCAGAGAGCAGGAGAAUGGCAAAAAUAUCACCAGCUAUGAUGAGGACAAUAGAAAAACCCCGGAGCUAAGUUCAGAGGGAAAAGGACAUAGUGUUUCCUUGAUGCCUGUGUCUUCCAGAGUUGGGAAUAUGAAGAAGAGGUCAUUGCUACUGCCUGUAACCCCCCCUAUAUGCAAGGCAGACAACCCAGCCUUUGGCAGUGAGGACGAGGUGAAGGUUGGGCAUGGCUCAGCCUCACACAGAGACCUGACUGAGAGUGGUGAUCCCAAAACCUUUUUCCUGGACACUCCCCAUGUCCCAUUAUGUGCCAAGCUCUUGCCUCCUAUCCAGAAGAGCUCUCUUUCUUCUGAGCCCAGCAAGAUCUGCAAGAAUAAGGAGAAACAUGGGGAAAAUCACACUGCCUCUGAUGACAGCUGUGGGAAUGAGGAAGAAUUGAUCUCAUCAGGAAAAGGAUGUAAGGUUUCCUUGGUGCCUGUAUCUUCCAGAGUUGGGAAUAUGAAGAAGAGGUCAUUGCUACUGCCUGUAAUCCCCCCUAUAUGCAAGGCAGACAACCCAGCCUUUGGCAGUGAGGACGAGGUGAAGGUUGGGCAUGGCUCAGCCUCACACAGAGACCUGACUGAGUGUGGUGAUCCCAAAACCUUUUUCCUGGACAUUCCCUAUGUCCCAUUAUGUGCCAAGCUCUUGCCUCCUAUCCAGAAGAGCUCUCUUUCUUCUGAGCCCAGCAAGAUCUGCAAGAAGGAGAAACGUGGGGAAAAUCACACUGCCUCUGAUGACAGCUGUGGGAAUGAGGAAGAAUUGAUCUCAUCAGGAAAAGGAUGUAAGGCUUCCUUGGUGCAUUCCAGUGAAGGGCAUAUGAAGAGAAGAAGGGGUCACUGGCAGUGCCUUUGAUCCCCCCCAAAACACAAGGCAGCAAGUCCCCCUGUUGGCAGUGCUGCCCUGCUGGACUUCCAGGAGUCCGGGAGAAGAGCUUCUUCUGAGUCUAAACAAAAACCCAGAGGAAGAAGGAAAAGACAGGACCUGGAAUACCUCUGUUCCCAGGGAAACUCCUGGCCCGUUGGGCCUGGAGACUCAUGUGCUGAACCCCGGCCUUGGCAAUGGAGGUCUCAGCUCCCGGCCAGCUCAGGGGACCUUGGCCCAGGAGCCCCCCGAGCAGAGGCCACCGAGCAGCGCUGGCCCCAGGGUCACUGCCAGGGAGGACAAGGUCUGACUGGCUACCCUCUUACCCAGAAUAUUUCUCUGGACACUUCCUAUGUUCCCUUACCCUCAAAGUCCUUGGCUCCAAUGCAGAAGAGCUCUCUUUCAUCCAAGCUCAGAAAGAAGCUACUGACCAUGUGAAGGAUGUUUCAAGAAUAGGAUUUAUAGCAUUUUUAGAAUUCUAUAGAAUUUUAUAGAACAUUUUUAGAAUAGUUACAGAUGUACAUAUGUUCUCAUAGUUUUGAAUAAAUAUGUUUUGAUUGUA
Messenger RNA from Taeniopygia guttata (zebra finch), 1678 nucleotides. RefSeq lists its product as uncharacterized. The record is from RefSeq and is a predicted model, not a curated record. Lineage: Eukaryota; Metazoa; Chordata; Aves; Passeriformes; Estrildidae.